CAUGGUGCUCUCUGAGCUGGCUGCGCGCCUCAACUGCGCCGAGUACAAGAACUGGGUGAAGGCGGGCCACUGCCUGCUACUGCUACGCGGCUGCUUGCAGGGCUUCGUCGGCCGCGAGGUGCUCGCCUUCCACCGCAGCCUGCUAGCCGCCGCCCCCGGCCUGGGCCCCCUCGCCACCUGCCGCAGCGGCUCGCGGGGCAGCCCGCGCGCCCGCCAGUUUCAGCCUCAGUGUCAGGUGUGCGCAGAGUGGAAACGGGAGAUUUUGAAACAUCACACCAGCAAAAAUGGAGACGUCCACUGGGGAAACUGCCGGCCGGUCCGCUGGCCGGUCGACGCCUGGGAGGUGGCCAAGGCCUUCAUGCCCCGAGGACUGGCAGACAAAACAGGACCCGAGGAAUGUGACGCGGUUGCUCUUCUAAGUCUCAUCAACUCCUGCGAUCACUUCGAGGUUGAUCGAAAGAAAGUCACAGAGGUGAUUAAGUGUCGUAACGAGAUCAUGCACUCUUCAGAGAUGAAAGUAUCUUCUGUGUGGCUUCGAGAUUUUCAGAUAAAGAUCCAAAAUUUUCUGAAUGAAUUUAAGAAUAUCCCAGAGAUUGUGGCGGUAUACUCCAGAAUAGAACAGCUGUUGACAUCUGACUGGGCUGUUUACAUGCCUGAGGAGGAUCAGCCAGAUGGGUGUGACUAUGAAACAGGAGUUUACCUGAGUGAGCACCAAGUAAACGAGAUAGAAAUGGAAUUACUAAAGGAAAAACUUCAAGAGCUAUAUCUUCAAGCAAAAGGACAAGAGGUGUUGCCUGAAGAGAUCUUAAAUCAACUGGAAGUGGUGAAAGAAUUUCUGAGAAACAACGAGGAUCUUAGAAAUGGUCUUACAGAAGAUAUGCAGAAGCUAGACAGCCUCCAGCAACAGCCUCAAAAACUGGAUUCGAAGGAAGCUAGGGCACAGACACCUGAAGGGAAGGCCUGAAGUUGACCUUCAACAAAAAUCAGGCAUGUUCUGUGAAAGUCAGCCGGGCUUCCAUCUCAGCUGUCCUUUUCUGUGCAAAAGGGAAAACUUACCCAAGUACUCCACUCAAACAAAAAGGAAUUUGUGUCCUCUUUUCCUGGACUUUCCUUUAACUCUCUGGAAGUUUUUUUUUUUUUUUUUUUUUUCACAUUCCUAAGCUUGGUGUUAUGUGAUCUGUACCAGCCAAAAAAUAUUAGAUACUCUUGUGCCAAACUUGCU
Messenger RNA from Lipotes vexillifer (Yangtze River dolphin), 1222 nucleotides. RefSeq names its product chromosome unknown CXorf38 homolog (gene CUNHXorf38). The coding region runs from base 2 to 964 and encodes 320 amino acids. The transcript is spliced from 7 exons. The record is from RefSeq and is a predicted model, not a curated record. Lineage: Eukaryota; Metazoa; Chordata; Mammalia; Artiodactyla; Lipotidae.